AUGACCCUCACUCUAUCAUUCGCCCUGUUCAUUGUCACGUCCAACUUUGACGUCUACCAGACCCAAGAGAUCAAUGCCGUCGAUGGAUCGGUCUUCCAGGAGUGGGCCAUCUUCGCCGCUGAGCCGGAUUGCAACGAGGUUCUCAACUUCCCGUCGACUAUUGGUUCGAUCGAGAUGAUGUCAGCCGGAGGGUAG
Parastagonospora nodorum SN15 is the source of this 195-nucleotide messenger RNA. RefSeq lists its product as hypothetical. The coding region runs from base 1 to 195 and encodes 64 amino acids. The record is from RefSeq and is a predicted model, not a curated record. The transcript is spliced from 2 exons. NCBI's taxonomy places the organism in Eukaryota, Fungi, Ascomycota, Dothideomycetes, Pleosporales, Phaeosphaeriaceae.